Molecule: messenger RNA, 4680 nt
Organism: Drosophila rhopaloa
Lineage: Eukaryota; Metazoa; Arthropoda; Insecta; Diptera; Drosophilidae
Exons: 2
Coding region: 247-2376 (709 amino acids)
Biological process (GO): regulation of transcription by RNA polymerase II
Cellular component (GO): nucleus; aryl hydrocarbon receptor complex
Molecular function (GO): DNA-binding transcription factor activity, RNA polymerase II-specific; protein dimerization activity; RNA polymerase II cis-regulatory region sequence-specific DNA binding
Source: RefSeq, a predicted model, not a curated record
CUUUAAAAGCACCAGCAAAAAUAACAAUAAAAAAACAGCAAAAAAAAACAAGCAGAAAAAAAAAUAUUUUAACAAAAAAUAUAUUUUUUUAUACAAAACUUGACGAGGAGCGUAUACUCUGUUAUGGAGAGUGACGAUUUUCAUUUACCGCAAGGCGCCAAUUAAAGGGGAAAAUCCAUAAACCGAGGAUUGCAAGAGUAAAAGCGCGGAAAACAAGGUCCGGAAAAACGCUGGAAAACCUGGAAAAUGGCAGCAGCAGAGGCGGGCAAUACGGGCUCCACAGGCUCUACAGGAUCGGGAUCGGGCAGCACCUCGGAUCCAGCGAAUGGCAGGGAGGCACGCAAUCUCGCCGAGAAACAGCGGCGGGACAAGCUAAAUGCGAGCAUCCAGGAGCUGGCCACUAUGGUGCCACAUGCAGCGGAAUCCUCCCGUCGACUGGACAAAACCGCCGUCCUCAGAUUCGCCACCCAUGGCUUGAGACUCCAGUAUGUCUUUGGCAAAUCGGCCUCCAGGCGCCGCCGGAAACCCAUGUUAAAGGGAUGCUCGGGCUCCCCGCCUGGAGGUGAUGUCCCCAAUCCCAGUCUGCAUCUCACGGACACCCUAAUGCAACUGCUGGACAGCUGUUUCCUCACCCUAACCUGCAGUGGCCAAAUCGUUUUGGUCUCCUCCAGCGUGGAGCAGCUAUUGGGCCACUGUCAGUCCGAUUUGUACGGUCAGAAUCUGCUACAAAUCACACAUCCCGAGGAUCAGGCUCUGCUGCGCCAGCAACUAAUACCCAGGGAUAUAGAGACCCUGUUUUACCAGCAGCAACAGGGGCAUACUCCCCAGCAGCACUCCACAUCCACUUCAGCCUCAGCUUCAGGCAGUGAUCUGGAGGAGGAGGAAAUGGAGACGGGAGAGAAUCGGGUAGAUCAGGAGGAUGAGGAGCAGCAGCAUCGAGAGGAGGAGGAGGACGACGAUCAACCGUACAACCGGCGCACGCCCAGUCCACGGAGCAUUGCCCAUCUGGCGGCCAUCAAUGAACGUCUGCGCACCGACCGCCGCUGCUUCACCGUCCGCUUAGCCAGGGCCUCCACGCGGGCAGAGGCCACACGGCAAUACGAGCUGGUCAAGAUCGAUGGCUGCUUUCGCCGCAGUGACUCCUCCUUGACCGGAGGAGCUGCUGCCAACUAUCCCAUUGUGUCGCAGUUGAUACGGCGCUCGAGGAACAACAAUAUGCUGGCUGCGGCUGCAGCGGAGGCUGCGGAAGCGGCGACAGUGCCGCCCCAGCACGAUGCCAUUGCCCAGGCGGCGCUGCACGGGAUCAGUGGCAACGACAUUGUGCUGGUGGCCAUGGCCAGGGUGCUGAGGGAGGAAAGGCCGCCCGAGGAAACGGAAGCGAGCGUCAUGGCCUUCUACAGGCAGCCAGAACCCUACCAGUUGGAGUACCAUACAAGGCACCUUAUCGACGGCAGCAUCAUCGACUGUGAUCAAAGGAUUGGCCUCGUUGCAGGCUAUAUGAAGGAUGAGGUGCGCAACCUUAGUCCCUUCUGCUUUAUGCACCUGGACGACGUGCGUUGGGUGAUUGUGGCCUUGCGGCAGAUGUACGACUGCAACAGCGACUACGGCGAGAGCUGCUACCGCCUGCUGUCCCGCAACGGACGUUUCAUCUACUUGCACACCAAGGGUUUCCUAGAGAUCGAUCGCGGCAGCAACAAGGUGCACUCCUUUCUGUGCGUCAACACGCUGCUCGACGAAGAGGCGGGCCGGCAGAAGGUGCAGGAGAUGAAGGAGAAGUUCUCGACAAUCAUCAAGGCUGAGAUGCCCACCCAGAGUAGCAGUCCAGACUUGCCGGCCUCCCAGGCCCCGCAGCAGCUGGAGAGGAUAGUGCUCUAUCUGAUAGAAAACCUUCAGAAGAGUGUGGAUUCGGAAGAGGCGGUUGGGAGACAGCCCUUGGAAAGUCUAAUGGACGAUGGCUACAGUUCGCCAGCGAAUACGUUAACCCUUGAGGAGAUGGCUCCCUCGCCCACGCCCGCCUUGGCCCUGGUGCCGCCGGCUCCAUCCUCGGUGAAGAGCUCCAUCUCAAAGUCGGUGAGUGUGGUCAAUGUGACGGCGGCCAGGAAGUUUCAGCAGGAGCACCAAAAGCAGCGCGAUCGGGAGCGGGAGCUGCUAAAGGAGCGCAGCAACUCCUCGCAGGGAGUGAUCCGCCAAUUGAGCAGCUGCCUCAGCGAGGCGGAAACAACAUCCUGCACUCUGUCACCGGCCAGUAGUUUGAGUGCCGGUGAAGCGCCCGAUGCGCCCGAUACGCCCGAUCCCCACAGCAAUACGCCGCCGCCAAUGCCGCUCCAUACGCGUCCCAGUGUCCUGCAUCGAACCCUGACCAGCACGCUGCGAUGACGGGCUGAUGGAACCUGGUUUGCCUUCUAAAUGGGUGUGGAAAUGGACGCCAUUAGUAGCUCACAUUGCCCGGCUGAGCAUCGGUGAUAUAAUCCAAGCAAAUCGCAUGUGAAACCCCAAAAUGUAUCAGCAAAACAAAAGCUUAUUAUCAGAUACUUUGAAAAUUCGGCCAAAAGAAAAAGUAAUUUUAAAGUUCAUUUGAUAAGCUUAAAUUAAUAAUAUAGUUUUUAAUCGUCAAAAUCAUCCGAGAGCAUGUGGUUCUUAGAACCCUCCAUAUAACAACUUUUAAUGAUACAAUAUUUAAAGUUUUAAACAAGCAGACAUUUUUUUCAAUUUUAUAUUACAUCAUCACUUGUCUUACAAGACCAAUUAAAAAAGCAAUUCUGUAAUUUAAAAUCGGAAUUCCCUCGAAUUCUGGUUUAUACUACUUACGUUUCAACUUGUUUAGUAUGCAAUCUUUAUUAUAUACCAAACAAAAGAAUUAGGUAUAUAUAUUAAUAUAUAUUUUUAAAUGGCUUCAUUAUGGUCUAAUAACUACGCUUAUGUCAAAAAAAGCAAUAUCAGGGCGUAUUUGUUUUGAGAUUAAGGCAGCAAUAAUAAUCUGAUCACGAUGAUUGUUAGAAAGCCGCUUAAACUGAUAAAUGAGGAAGAUACAUUUUGGGCAUUGUCUAUCACCGAUUUUACAAGCAAAAUCGACAUAAAAUAGAUCGAUAAUAUGUUAUAUUGAUCGCCGAUCGGUGUGUGCUGCUAUAUGCGUUCCAUAAUCAAUAAUCUUUGUUAUGUAAUUACUUUUAAUUUGUAAAUAUGUAUGUGUAUGAGCGAGAGUGUGUGUGUGUGCAUGAGUGUGUUUGAAUAUUAGACCAGUGCUCGGCUUUGAUUUUAGUUGAAAUUUAAACCCCAUUUCCCAGUUAUCAUUCCCCCUUUCCCCGCACCCCGCACACCAGUGUAAAACGAGUACAAAAACAAACAAUUAUAUAUUUAUUUCGCCCUAAGUCUAAAUCGCGCUAUAAAACAACUCAUUAAUAGUUAAACGGAUUUUGCAAUCAAUGGAAAUUAAACGCUUUAUUUUUUUGCCGUCUCAGUUGAAGAAUGAAAGAGAGGGCCACAUACAGUCGAACUUCUCUAAAUCGAACUUUCAAGACACCUGAUAAUGUGGUUUAAUAUUAUAAUGAGUUCUAAAACGUGUUCAUAUUCUUAAAAUUUAUAUAAAAAACCGAGUUUUAGUACGCUUUCAUGGAAACUUGCUUAAAUUGUUUGAAAGUGUCGCUGAAUGUUAAUUUUGUUCUUAUAUUUAAGUAACGAAAUAUGUUGAGUACGCUUAUAUAUAUUUCCCUCUAUUUUUCCAAAUUUAGAUAUUGUUCAAAACGUAUAAAGAUUUGAAAACAAAGUUGGGAAAACUUAUAUUAUGCAAAAUAGUAGACCAAAUUAAAAUCUAGAAAAAUCCAAAUUGGUAAUGCCAAAAAUCUUAAAAAAAAAUUAUGCACUAUAGUUUUUUAAUAUUCGUUAAAAGUUCUUAGUGAAGACAAAUUAAAGCUAUGAUAGUAAUAGGGAAUAGGGAAUUUUUAAGUGAAGAUAUAGUUCGACUUAGCGAAGUUUGACUGUAGUCUAAUACUCACAAUGCCAGAGAGGGAGAGGGAGAGCAUCUCCUCUCGCUCUGACCUGUUAUCAAAGCCUUUGCCAUCGUCCUUGGCAUAACGUCCUUAUCACCGGCGUAUCUGAGCGAAUAUAUGAUUUGUUUCGGGGAAGUGGUUGUAGUGGUAAUUAUGAGGCGGUGGGUGGUUUCGGGGCAGAGGGGGCCACGUUUCGUUAUUUUAUUUUAUGUUCUAUAGCGAAAUUCUGCUAGCUAUAAACUUAUGCAUAUAUAUAUAUAUUAUUAACUUUUUGUUUAGCUCAAUUUUUUGUUUGUAUUUUUAAUUAUUACUCGGUUUGUCUAGUGUGUAAUUCAAUUAAAUGUCUAAUGCUAAUUUCCCAGCGAAUCGUUCAGUGUUUGUUCAGACGAGUUGUGCUCUUUAAAAACUUUUGGUUUAUCCACCUUUUGUAAAUUUUCGUUAGUUUUUCCUUGUGUUGUUAUUUUCCCCCCAAAAAAGCAAAACAAAAUUUGUAUCUUUUUUUUUUAGUUAAUUAGAUUUAAGUGUAAUGUCAAAUGUCAAGCGGUAUAAUCUACGUAAGAAUAAUAAUGUGUAAUGUCUUUUUUAGAACUUGCUAAAAUCUAGCAAUAAAAACAUAGCCUGUAAUUAACAAUAAUUAAUUAUAAUAAUCAGUAACAGUUCAUGCAGAUGAAACGAAAAUAAAUAAUAUAUUAUA